This is a messenger RNA of Limulus polyphemus (Atlantic horseshoe crab), 2582 nucleotides long. RefSeq names its product ankyrin repeat family A protein 2-like. The coding region runs from base 1 to 795 and encodes 264 amino acids. NCBI's taxonomy places the organism in Eukaryota, Metazoa, Arthropoda, Merostomata, Xiphosura, Limulidae. The record is from RefSeq and is a predicted model, not a curated record. The transcript is spliced from 7 exons. Gene Ontology annotation, molecular function: protein binding.
AUGUGUGAAAAGCCUCAAGACCAAACCAGUGACUAUGUGUGUCAAGAAGACCAGAAGGGCCACCAUUCUGUAGACAGUUUUACAGAUUUUACUGUUAUUACAGACAAUGAAGAAAUUCCCUCAAAUACAACUAGUGAUGAUAAGGAAAGUAAUAAAAGCCUGGAAAAGCAAGACACGGCUUCUCUAAACUUGGGUGGCCUAAACCGUGACAGCACCAGAAGUGCCUUUACACCAUACAGACCAUCUACUGUGCUAACAAAUUUACAACGUGGGAACGUACAAACACAAACACCAGCAGCUUAUCCUGAACGAACUGUUCAUCAACUUGCAGCUCAAGGAGAACUUUUUCAAGAGCACAUCACAGGUGAAAAUCAGAAUCAGAUUGAUGAAAGAGAUGAUAAUGGUUUAACACCAGUUGCCUGGGCCAGUGCUUAUGGACAGUUAGCUACAGUGCGACUAUUACUGGCACACAGAGCCAAUGCCACUAUAGUUGGACAUCAUGGAGAAUCACCACUUCUCUUUGCAAGUGCAAAUGGCCAUUCUCACAUUCUUCGGGAACUUUUUAAUGAACAUGUAGAUAUAGAACAUGUUGAUGAUGAUGGAAAUACAGCAUUAAUGUAUGCUGCAUUCAACAAUCACCCUAUGUGUAUCCAGGAAUUACUUAAUGCAGGAGCUAAUAUAACUGCCAGAAACAAUGACUUGCAUACAGCAUAUGAAAUAGCUGUUGCUCGAGGAAGCAAACAUGCUCAACAAGUCCUGGAAAAAUAUAUGAUGGAAAUAUUGCUGAAGUCUUGACAAGAACAAACAAAAUAAAUGAAAUUUUUGUAAAAGUGUUUACAACAACAUUUUACUCCACAUUUUAUAAGCAGUAAUUGUAAACUGCUCUUAAACAACAGUUCUCACCAACAAUAAAGUAUGAAGUGUGCUCUAAAACUACCCAGUUAGAGAAUGUAUUUCCAUAUUUUGGGAUUCUGAUUUUAACUUUGUUCGCCUUCACUGUAAAAAUGUGUGCAACAAUUCUUAUGUUCAACAAUUUUUCUCAUCUUGUGAAAUACCAAUAACUCUUAACAAUCAAAAAUACACAGCCGAAUGAUACUUUUCCCUUGGGAUGUCAGUUUUUGAAACAACAUUACAACACCUGUGGUAGUACCAGUAAUACACUUUUCUUUGACUUAAAGAAAGUCCACAGUAUAAGUAAAGAUGUGACACAGCAUACUCUUUUUCAUAGUAAUACAGCUACUUUCCUCAUUAGCUGAAAGUACUGCCAUCUGAUAUGAAAAUAGUUAGUAGCAUUUUACUUGUACAAAGGUCUCAUUUUUAAAAUAUACUUUUUCAUAAAGUGUUUAUAAUAGUGGUUAUUAAAUUUGUCUAAAUUAUAUGUAUACUGUGAAAGUAACUAGUGUAUUGGAAACAUAUUGAGAAACCAUUGAAAAUAUUACAGACAACAUUAAUGCCUAUACAAAUGCCUCCUCAUUUAGUUAAGGGCCUCAAUAACUUACUGGAAAAGUUAAAAUUAUUAUUCACUGAUAAUAAUAUUACUUUUUCGUUUUUAAAGGUGAAUUUGAUGUUGAUCCUAUCUUUAGAAGAAAACUAUACAUUUAUAAGGUAAAAUACUUAAGUAAAAACUUUAUAUACAUUACAACUUUAAAUGUAUACAUAAUUGAGAAUAAUAGUUAUAAACUAUUCUGUGUGGUCCAUAGAGCUGAUGACAUACUUUAAAUUAAUAUAUUAAUCAAAGAUCUAACACUUUUAAAAUUAGUUAAUUAUAUUUUUCUUCACUAUACAUAGGGUUAAGUAAAUUAUAUUAAAACGAUUUUGGAGUCUCAUCUAAUUACAGUCUUACCUUGCCACCUCUAGUCAUGCUUUAUCUGACAGAUAUGGAUCUUGACAAUAGCCCUAUGGUACAGUUUUCAUUGCAAAAUGUUCUGUUGUAAGGCUCUCAUGUCCAAAGAACUCCACUCCUUCCUGUGUUUUUUCUAUAACCAAAUGAUGGUUUCUAGCACCCAUUUCAAUAGUUGUACACACAGGAACACAUAGGCACUGCAUCCAGUGACUUGACCAGUAUGUCUUCAUGUAUAAUAGGAUGAAUACCCUUUUCAUUCUUCAGCUGCUUUAUACCAGCUUUGGUUUUACUUGACUUGCUGAUUUGCAUUUUCAAAAUUUUUCUAAUGUAAUAUACUGAGCCCUGUUUAAACUAAAAUUAACAAGCAUUUACAAAUACCACAUUUAAACUAGCCAAAACUAAGGCACAAUGUUGUUGAUUUAGUCUCAGAGUUGAUUACAUUUUUGUGGUCCAGUUUAUAUAUCCUUCUAAGGAUUAUAAUGGUAUAAAAUAUCUUAUACGCACACAGUAAUUAUCAAUAAAUCUAUUCUUAAUGUAAAUAAACUGUAAAUCUAUGAAAUGUCACCAUGGGAAAGCUUUAAUUAAAGCUUAAUAUUUCAUAUUAAUUUCCUUUUAUAAAAUAUUUUAUAUUAAACUUAAUUGUAUGCUGUAUACAUGUUUAGUUGUUGAUAAGAAAGAUGUGAAAUUAUAGAACUCCUAAGAAAAUAAAGUUAUAAAAAACAUGAUGCUUGUCUUCUUU